AUGUCGGCCCUCGCCAUUGGCUCAAUUCGAACUUCAGGCGGCUCUGAUUGGAAGGCGUCCUCGCAGGCUAUUUUUAGCAGGGUAUAUAAGACGCGGGCCGCCGCGCGCCGGAGGAGUCGGCGCUGGGAGGUGCAGGCCGAGCGGCUCAGUGAGCCUGCGGCCGGCCGAGGGAGCCGCUCCUCCCGUCCCCGGUCCGCGUCCCAUCCCCCGGUCCCCGUGCCCCGGUCCCCGUGCCCCGGUCCCCGGGUCGGGCCUCGGCCCACCGCUCAGGCCGGCAGUCCCGUCCCCGCCCCCCCGGCCCCCCCCGCGGUGCUCGGCCCUCAGGCCCCGUCCCGGUCGUUAGACCGGCCGUUCCCGUCCCGUCUCCCGAGCCGGUCACUUCGGCCCCGUCCCCUGCCCCCCGGCAGAGGGGCUCAGUGCGCCGCGGCCGGGCCGAGGGGAGCCGGGCGGGCCCCCUCGUCCCUGUCCCCUUCUGUCCGCCCUCGGGGCCGCGCUGCUCCCCUCGUUCUUCCUCUGCUCCGUCCCUUCUGUCCCUCCCCCUCCGAACUCGGGGACUCCCUGCGCCCCGGCCCGCUCUGUUGCCCUCCGAUCGCCUCCACCUGCUCUGACCGUCUCUGUCCCCUGUCAGCCCUCUGCUCCCCAUCCUCUUCUGCCCACCCACCUUCCUCUGUCCCCCCAACCCUGCCCGCCUCCAUCCAGCCUCUGCGCUACUCCUCCUCUGCCCCCCAUACUCUCCUGUCGCCCUCCAUCUUCCUCUGUCCCCCAGUCCCCCUCUGUCCGUCCGCCUCUGAUUCCGGAGCCACCCGCCCCCCUCUGUACCCUGUGUCCCCCUUUGUCGUCCUCCACCCCCCCACUCUCCUCUGCCCCCCCAUCCCCCUCAGACCUCAGGCCCACAGGGCUGGUGACCCCUGGAGCGGGAGGACAGAGCCAGUGUGUGGUGAGGGACCUGACAAGCUGGGAGUGAAUCUGAGUCUCUCCUUCCCACUCCCUCAGGCACACACACCUGUGUGCCUCGGAAACCUGCCUGAACUGCAGGAAAAGGGUCAGAAAGGCCUGGGAGAGUGAUGUUGGAUCCGCUGGCUUUUGAGUGGGGUACUUUAGGUUGAAGUGCAGGUUUUAGAAUUUUGAUCUUCAAAAAAGAGAUGCCUUAUAACUUGUUCUCGGUGGGGUCCCAAGCCUAGCACAGCGUCCGUACCAGCAUCCAUACUGUACUUAUUAAAAAUGCAGUUUUCGGGGUCCAGCCCCCAAACCUACAGAAUCUGAAGCUGGGUUGACGCCACCCGGGCCCGGACUGUCCCGGCCAUUGUGUGUGAACAGCCCCCUCCCGGGUAAAUCUGUUGCCCACUGCAGUUUUGCCAACCAGGGAUCGAGAACUUAAAAGUGUCCAUUUACUUGUUACCUACUGUACAACGGCCCUCAUCCUAAGAAGACUGAGAGGCUACGUCUAAUUGGGAGGAAUCUGUUUAUCUAGGGGAGCUGCAAUCUCAAAGAACCCUCGGCAAGGUUAACAACUAAGCUUUUCCUCUGAAUGUGCAAACCAUUUAAAUUAGGAUGGUGCUGACAUUCAACGUGUUUUUUUUCCCCAUAUGAAUUAUGUCCUAAAAUAUGCCAUAAUGUUCAUUUUCAAGAAAAAUGCCAAGACCACAAAGAAUGUGCAUUUUAAAAUUCAAAAUGGAAAACUGAAUUAUAACUAGUAGUUUCAUUUUUAUCUCAAGAUAGAGUUUAAUGAACAUCCUUUCGAAGUUUUUAAAAAUGUAGCACGGAAAAGGGUUUUGAGAGGAUUUUGUGUGUUAGAUUUUCACAGAUUAGAGCAGACUAGAAUAUACCAGGAUUAUGACCCUGUAAGAUUCUAGGCUGGGACCUUUGUUUGGGAAUCCAAAGUCAGAAAAUGUUACUGGCUCCUCGUACUUAACAUAGUCUGUGAAGAUGAUCCACAAUUCAAAUCAAUACAAAUUAUCAUUGGCCUGUGUUUAUGUCAUUUUGCCCCAGAAACAAAGAGGAUAUCUAGCCUUCUGUAGGUGAGAUAUGUUCCUUGGGUCAGAGAUGGUUUGGCCUUGAACCACCCACAGGCUGAGCUAACCUGGUGACCAGCAGCUGGUCAUAUUUGGGAUAUGGUUGCAAGAGUGUGGUUUUGCUGGGGAUAGGAUUUUCUCAGUAAUUAGCAGCCAUUGCCAAAGGAAGCAAGAAUCCGGGGAAUAUACAAGUGACCAAAGCCAGCAUCCCGGCAUAUGGAGGAAAGUCAGGGGAAGGGAGGGGAGUCCUCCCCAAGUCCACAGAAGGGAACGGCUCUGUGCAAUGCAUACGGGUGUCCCGGUUAUGGUGCUCUACGUACCUUUUGGACAAUUAACUAUUCGUGGUUUUAAUAAUUUUCCUUAUCUGCAUUCCUACGCAAUGUAGAUUUGUCCCUGUCUCUUGCAUGCACUGACAAAUACUUAGAAGAUUGUAUAGUUUAUUUUUAAAAUAGUGAACCUAAUUGGACAUGAUACAGAUACACUCAAAAUGGUAAUUUUCAGGGAAAAAAAAAUGGUAUAAGAACAGGAUACAUAGACUGGUUUUCAAAGAGAAGAAGCUCUGUGGCCUCCCACUGCACCGGUGAGCCAUCCAGCUCCUGUUAUUCAUAUUCACGUCCCGUGACUGGCCAGAUCUGGAAGCUAAGGUGAGGAGAGGCAGGUCACUUGCCUGAGGUAACCUGGCUGAGAGCAGCAGAUCCAAGUGGAAACAGGGGAGUGAGUAGACUGCAGGAAUAUUCCUGAGCUCGCAGCUCAAGCUCUGCGGCCUUGGGUCAAAGGAACAGCGUUGGGGUUGGAGCUGGGGCAGGCGGAGCCCAGCCCGAAGGCACGACCACCACCCUGUGUGCCUGUAGCCGUGGAAACCCAGAGAAAAGACUGCAGGUUUGCUUCUGAGGAACAUCACCAGGAUUUCGUAGCAGGGAGACAAUGUUUGUUCUUAGGCAAUCUCAGGUAUAAACUUCUAGAGGUCAUGACAACCUACACGAAACUUUUUGGAGGAAAUCAGUACUUUAAAACUUAUUCUCACUCGUCCAGCCGUGGUUUUCUAGAAGGAGCUUUCCAGCUGUGUGGCCUCGAGCUGGUCUCAUCUGUAGCAUGAGGACACGAAGAUGGACUCUGCAGAGUCGUGGGGAGGGGAAAUGCCCCGUCUGCUGCUUGACACAGAGCUGGUGCUUGGUGAACGUCACUGACCGUCCCUCCCGGAUCUCUGGACUCCAACUCUUUGAAAGCUCUUCACAGACAUGGCUCUGCCCCAGGGUAAACACACAAAUAUGUCAAGAAAUGCCCAGAGAGUGAACUCAUGAGGGCAGGGACUGACCUCCCUGUGCUGGUUAUGAAGUGUCUCCCCAUAGUCUUUCCAGUAGACCACAUGCAGCCAUUCUGACAGAGCUGGGGGUGGGCAUCAAAAUAAAGUCCUGCAAUGUAGCAUUUCCUGACAUGCUGUCAAGUUGACUUUGUCACCUAAACUCUCAUCAACUGGCAUGCUUGGCAGCCCGGUGGGGAGCUGGUUAGAGUCCAGAAAUAUAAGCCCCCAGUGUUUCCCAGCUGGAGAGGCUAGAAAACGGUCCAGUGCACCGACUUCUCAGCAAAUAGUCACCACAGUAACGCUUGCCAUGCCGGCAGUAAUUCUCAGGGCACCUGAGGAGGACCGGAGAACGUUCGCAUGGGGUUGUCAGGUGAGCAAGCCACCCCUCCCUGAAACCUGCUUUCCACGGACGGUACUUCCCGUCCCUCAAACAUGCUGUGCUGUGACACAUUCUGCAGGGGCCUGCGGUUGCUGCAGAACUCAAACACGGACCCGCCAGGACACCUUCUCCAGAGUUUCGUGGGGGCUCAGGAACCGGUUCUCCCCUCUGCCCAGUUGUACCCAGCACCACAGAAAGCCAACACGUUCGUUGUUUGGACGAUGAGGGUGCUUCCGUAAGCGCUGACAGCCAUUCACCAUCCUUCCUGGAUUAGAGCAAAACGCCCCUGAAAGACAUCUGUCUCUGGCUGCCACCUUUUAUAAUUCGCAGACCACCGCCCCGGGAAUCACAGUGGGUCUGUGUGUGCGUGGCUGAAGAGAAUAAGAGGGGUUGAAGAGUCCUCACCUGACCUCUCUUCCAGGAGCCUGCUGUGACUGGCCCCCCGGGCCUGCUUCCCCACACCCAGCAAUCUCCUUUCUGCACCGGCAGCUCUCUAAGGCAAUGAAAGUAAAACGAGACUAGUAGUAAUAGCAGGAGUUGUAUCUGGCUCUUGAACGUAGCCACCCCAUUCCCUCACACAUGCUUACGUGCGCCAUCUUUCCGCACUGGCUUCCACCCUCACUGGGUUGUUUCUCCGUACAAAGUGGGAAACGUUCAGGAGGGAGGCCGCAGGUUUUCCUAAAUAGUCUACCUCAGGAGUAAGAUCCUCAAUCCUGACCAAGGUUUGGGUCUAUGGCCCAACUUAAUUAAUAGGUUUUUGUGUUUUCUAGAGACAGAUUAAAAUUCACUUACCUUCCUAAAAAUAUCUGAGGUUCAGACAGUGUAAGUUAAUACGCUUCAGUUGUUCAGGCGUCUGGGAAAAAUAUCUGUACUCUAUUGAGUUAAAUCAGAGAAAAAUAUGCUUUGAUAGAGUCCCAAGUCAGAAAUAAAAGAUAAAUGUUCAUGUUUUUAGUAAGGUUCUGUGGUGGUUUCCAACAUGUCCACAAGUUCUUCGAUAAUCCUUCUCUUUAUUUAUUUAUUUAUUUAUUUAUUUUUAUUUAUUUUUAUUUUUUAUUUUUUGAUAAUCCUUCUCUUGAGUGUGGGCUGGACUCAGUGCCUCCCCUCUAAUGGAGAGAAUGUGGCGAAGUGAGUUUGACUGCGUGGGUACCUGAGACCAGAAGGCACACGGUCUCCUCUGUGAGUGUUUCAGAUCACUGGCCUGGGGGAGGCCGGCUGCACAUGGUGAGGAGCCUCAGCCCCUGGGGGAGAGGAUGGCGCCCAGAGCCGCGUGAGCAGAUUCUCUUCAGUGUGGCUUCUCCUCGGUUAAGUCUUCAAAGGACAGCAGCCUCAUCCAACAUCCUACAUACAAGCUCCCGAGAGACCCCAAGUCAGCCCACCCAGCUAAGCUGCUCUGGGGUUCCUGAAGUGAGGACUGUGAGAUACUAAAUAGUCACUGUCUCAGGCCACUAGGUUUGGGGGUGAUUUCUUUCAUGUCGGUGGAUGUCUAAGAUAGAAAGCGCCGCGGCCAUUAAAAUACAGAGCAGUGGAGAGAAAUCCUAGGAAUUUGCUAUUUCAUUUCUUUGAGUGGAUUUUUGGGGGUGUUUUGGAAGGCUGUGCACAUGAAUUUAUCUUAUAUAGACUUAUUCUACCAGCACAAUCCCCCCCCCCCCCCCCCCGCCGCCCCGGUAGUCUCACCAUUUACCAGGAGGAGGGGCAUAUUUCUGGCCUAGGCAGUUUUCACAGACACCGUGUUUCUUGUAUGGUCAAUGAUGGAGAGAUAACUUAUUCAUAUCUCUUCAGCCAUAGGCACAGGCCAAAAAAAAAGGUAUUAUUGUUGCAUCUGGAAGAAUUCAGAGGAAGACAGAAGCCAUCUAUUUUAAAUAUAAAUCAUUCAAAAUGUACCAAGUCAAUAAGAAAGGGAAGUGUCAGAUACAUUCUCGGUUCAUUCUUCUCAUUGCUCCAAGCCACCCUUUGCUGAUCCUGAUCCAGUUUCUGAUUCUGUGUUAUUGAGAUCCUUUGAGCAGAUAGGAGCUCAUGGCCAGAGAGAUCCCAUAUUAGCAACACGGACAGGACAGACGUAGGGACAUCUGGCCACAGCCUCCCGGCCAACAAGCCCACACCUACCACCCCUCUGAGUGUGAGGGGUGGAGCUGGGACUGAUAGAGAUUUGGGGUGGUGCAAGGAAUUUCAGGGCCCAAUUUUUUAAAAACAAGAUGAUAAUACUUAUUCAGUGUCGAAAAAUUGGGAAAUACAGAUAAACAAAAGGAAGGUAGUACAAAUUACCCAUAAUCACACAACCUAGAGGAAGGUGCCAUUGGGCUGCUCAGCCUGGUCGCUGGUUGGGGGCUGGGGGGGCAGUGGAGGUUGGGCUGGGAGAGUACCUUUCUCUAUGAACAGUGGGAUGUGUAGCCUAGGGGAAGCUCUGAGCACCCUCAGAGUCUCAGUGCGUGUACAACCUGCUCCAUUUUCACUCAUCUGUGUUUAUCCGUCUAUUCACACAGCUGUGCGUGUGUUUAACUUAUCGAGAUAAAUAAUAGUCAGCUUUGUGUUUGGGAACCUGCUGUAUAUCCUUAAGAAUAUAUUAGGUGCGUUAUUCUGUAUUAGUGAAUAUCUAUUUGUCUCAUUGUAACACCCACAGAAUAAAAUACUGUAUAAACACAGAGUCAGUUUGCAGUUACUAUCCCCGUAGUUAAUAGUGCGAAGGCUAGGAUUCAAAGUACUAGAUCAGAAGUAGACACGUUUUUAGGACUUUCGAUAUGUUUCAUCAAAUUACAUUCUCAAAAAAUUAUGAUACCAAAUUGCAUUCCCACCGACCAUGUUUCAGAGUGGACGUACAGCAUAAAUUUUGUGAAUCUACUGGCAUUUAAUGAUUAAACAUGUGCUCCAAGUUUUAAACAUUCGAAAAGAGCACACAACACAGUGGUCAUGCAAGCCACACCUUCCCACGGUUAGAGAGAAACCCCCUUUGUCGGAAUUCAAAGAUGCUCCUAUUUCAUAUGGUAUUGUUCCUGCUUUAUAAGUGAGGGAACCCAAGGCUUACAGAAAUUAGGUAAACCUUCAAAUCACAGGACUGGUAAUGUUCAAAGCCAGAAUUCAAGGCUAAGGGGGGUUGGAUCCCCAGCCCAGGAGCUUAACUUACCCUGCGUUGUCUCUUGUCUCUAACAUUUUCCUGCCCCCAGGACCCAUGAGGUCCUACUGGCUGUUCCUGAGUAUGAACCUGAUCCACCUGCUCCUUCUGAUGAUUGUGGAAAUCCAACCACUUAAUUUGGUCCCAUUAGCCAGAUUCACGUGAGCACUCAAAACAUGGCUCUAUUCAUUUUUCAUGUGUGGUGCCUUAGAGGUUCCUGAAUGCAAAUGCUCAGCAGGGCUUCACAAGUUAAAUCCAUAGGCCAUUUCUUGCUGUGAUUUUUGGUAUGGCAUCUUAGACAUACCAGAAUGUGCUGUGACGAGCUCCUCGUGACUAAGUCUUCUCUCUCACUACAAGAGAGUCACGUGUAAUUGAGGAAUAGAUGUGUCUCCUUUGUUUCCCUUUCCGGCUUUGCAAAUAUACAGAUGUAAAAAAAGAGACUAUUUUAAAAGCAUCUACUUGAGUGCAGGGUUAGUCACGUGAUGAAAAAGGCACAUCUCUGUGAGUUUCAUGAGCAUCUGCCAGUGAUCACGCCCAGAAGACUCAAAUGACUUACUUGUUAUUACACCUUCAAAAGGACGCAGCCCCCAGUCUGUAACCAUUGGGAUAAAAAGGGGAACCCAGUCCUGCAACGUAUCACUGUGUCACUGAUGUUACAUGACGUGCACUUGUGGAAUUAAAACCAGCGGUGUGUUCACACUUUCUGGGAAUAGCACCUAAUCUGUUAUCUUUACUUUCUUCCUCCCCAAUUCCCAAGUUCCUUUAAAAGAGACCCAGGGAGCUGGGUGUCACCAGGACCCCUCUCCUAGUGGCCCUGGAGUCAUCUCCAUAAAGAGAAUGCACCUGCUGUACUCCCAGGUCUGGUUCUGUUCAGGAUGUAGACUGUGCUGUCUCUUCUCUGGAUCGAGUGACCUACACAUCAGCAACUUCAAACAACCGUUUUAUUUUCUCUUGUGAUUUUGUGGGAGAGAUUUGGGAAUGGCUCAAGCACGCAGUUCUCCCUGGGGGUCCCUCAUACAAUUGCAGUCGGACACGUUGGCAAGCUGCUGUCCCCGGAAGGCUGACUGGGCUGGAGGUUCCAGAUGGCCCAGUCCCUUGGGAGGUGUCUGGUGCUGCCUGUGGGCUGGGAGCCCCACCAGGGCUGCCAAAGGGAGCACCUACAGGUGGCCUCCCAGGCCUCCCAGAACAGCAGACUCUGGGCAGCUGGACGCCAGGCGUCCCAGGGCGCUAGCUUCCCAGGGCGAGCAGCGCCAGCAAACCACCUCAGAGCUGCUCAGCUUCUCUGACCUAACUGUAGAAGCCCUAUGGGAGCACAUCCAUCAUAAGCUGUUGGUCGAAGCCCUCACAUAUCCAGCCAGAGUCAAAGGGAAAGGACACAGACGUCACCCUCUUCACAAGGGGAGAGGAUCAAAGAAUUUGAUCCUAAAAACAACCCCAAUCAAUACCCAAUAUUACUGUGUUAGGCACUUCCUAAAUUCAAGAAUAUAUUUUUUGAGUGACCAGACUGACAUAUUUAUAAAUCAUUACACUUUGUGUUUUCUUUUUUUUUCCUUUUAUAUUUUUAACUUAAAUUCAAUUAGCCAACAUAUAGUACAUCAUAUACUUUGUGUUUUCAUUGGCCUGCUUAGACAUAACAGAACACAGCACUGGUAGGAAUUCUGCUCACAGAAUCAUCACACGUUGGACUCCUGAUCUGACACGGCAGAUUGGGGGUCAGCAUUUGCUAAUUGCAAUUAAAUUUUGUGUGGGAUGUUUCUGACUGCAAAUAUAGAUGGGUCCUCCCAUAGAUUAGCUCUGGAGAAAAAUUUCAUGAUGACCUAGACUCAUUUAUCUAUGGGGAUGUAGGCAUUGAAGUGGGAGAGGAUUCCACGCCCAGCUCCUGUCCUGGGUUUUAAAGAAGGUUUGAAACAGAGGGCAGUUGAUUGCUCUCUGUCCUUCUCUGACAGCAGAGAAGGAGAAAACGGGGGAGUCUUAGCUUCACCAGCACACUGUGCUUUACACUGAGCUUUCCUUUUGGGAACCAAAUGCAAGUGCCUCUGUCUGAAGAAUCCUGUUUUCCAGGAAGCCUAUAAGAAAAAUAACAAAGCUCAAGUAGGCCAAAGGGAAAAUGCAGUUUGGGUGGACUUCUGACCAACAAGAAGGGUUCAUUCAUGUUUGCAUUAAGCAUGGUCCCACCCAUAAGCCAAGCUGCCAACCCAUAAGAUUUCCAAGGUCUCUGAGGCCACUGUGGCAUCACUUCCCUUCUAGAACCCUCUCCUUGCCCAGUGCAGGAACCAGUCCAAACUCCCCGAAUGGAAACCAGAAGCUGAGCAUGUAGGGGACUUCAUUCUUUACCACCCCACCCCUUUGUCUGUGGUCUCGAGGUCUCUGGACAUAAAAAAGGAACUGUUCCCCACAGAAAUUAGGGGAUCCAACUGUAAACAUACCACUAGGUAACAGAUUCCCCUGGCGGUAAAAGAAUAUGGAUUAAUGGAAAUUUCAGUUGGUUAGGGAAAAGCUCCCUCGCCUACUAGGAAGCACCCUUGCUCAUUGACACCAGAAGCACAUCAAUUCAUAAUCCAAAAAGCACCUGCACGGGAGCAUUCCUGCAAUAUAUCACACAUCCUGUUUCGCAAGCUUGCUUCCGAACUUUGGCACAAUUGCCACUGAAGUUCCUCUUCGGGCAUAUGUAUGUUCAGGGUAAAUAUAUUCUACAGCUCAUUAUUAUCCCUUAAAAAACAUUUACUUCCUAUUCUGCAGCUCCAUUUGUAGAAAGUAGAAGGGAUUGCCCUGGGCUGGUUUUCUUGAGAAGGGCUAGUGAGUGAAAAGAAGGGUAGAGGGGUGCCUGGGUGGCUCAGUUUGUUGAGCAACUGCCUUCGGCUCAGGUCAUGAUCCUGGAGUCUCGGGAUCGAGUCCCGCAUCGGGCUCCCUGCUCGGCGGGGAGCCUGCUUCUCCCUCUGACCCUCCCCCCUCUCAUGUGCUCUCUCUCUCAUUCUUUCUCAAAAAAAAAAAAAAAAAAAAGAAGGGUAGAGAAUGGUGUUCUAUCAGGUCUAAAGUAGACACCACAGGUUCACUUCAUAUCCUACUCCUAAAGCUACUGCCCUAAUGUUCAUCUGGAAGGCCGCUGGGUCAUUGCUAUGACCUUUUUUUUUUUUUUGAAGUAUAACUGACAGACAAUGUUAUAAUAGUUUCAAGUGUACAACACGGUGAUCCCACAAUUCUCUAUAUUACUCAGUGCUCACCAUGAUAAACGUAGUCACCAUGCAAUGCUAUUACAGUGUUAUUCCUCAUAUUCCCUAUGCGGUACUUUUCAUCUCUGACUUAUUUAUUUUAUAACUGGAAGUUUGUACCUCUUAAUCCCCAUCACCUGUCUCCCCCCUCCCUCCACCUCCCUCCCCUUUGGCAACCACCAGUUUAUUCUCUGUAUUUAAGAGUCUGCUUGUUCAUUUGUUUUGUUUUUCAGUUUCUACAUAUAAAUGAAAUCAUACGGUAUUUGUUUUUCUCCGUCUGACUUAUUUCACUUAGCAUAAUACCCUCUAGGUCCACCUGUGUUGUCACAAAUGGCAAGAGAGACACAUACAUCAGUCGAAAUAAACCCAUGCUUAUAUGGUCAAUUAAUCUAUGCCAAAGGAGGCAAGAAUAUACAAUGGGGAAAAGACAGUCUCUUCAAUAGAUGGUGUCGAGAAAACCGGACAGCUACAUGCAAAAGAAUGAAACUGGACCACUUUCUUACACCAUACACAAAAAUAAACUCA
This is a messenger RNA of Mirounga angustirostris (Northern elephant seal), 10534 nucleotides long. Its product is annotated as translation initiation factor IF-2. The coding region runs from base 1 to 1065 and encodes 354 amino acids. The transcript has 8 exons. The record is from RefSeq and is a predicted model, not a curated record. NCBI's taxonomy places the organism in Eukaryota, Metazoa, Chordata, Mammalia, Carnivora, Phocidae.